Messenger RNA from Trachemys scripta elegans, 2989 nucleotides. RefSeq names its product dynein axonemal intermediate chain 3 (gene DNAI3). The coding region runs from base 611 to 2989 and encodes 792 amino acids. Gene Ontology annotation, biological process: cilium movement involved in cell motility; inner dynein arm assembly. Gene Ontology annotation, molecular function: dynein light chain binding; dynein heavy chain binding. The record is from RefSeq and is a predicted model, not a curated record. Gene Ontology annotation, cellular component: inner dynein arm. The transcript is spliced from 21 exons. NCBI's taxonomy places the organism in Eukaryota, Metazoa, Chordata, Testudines, Emydidae.
CACAGUUGUAGAGGCUAUGUCGGAAGAGCUAGCACAAAAGCCAAGGUCUUCCAGCGGCAGCUUGUGGUUAAGGUUUUUUGGGGUGUGUGUGAAGUGUCUCCCUCUCUAUGGAUAAGCUUUGGGGCAGCAGGUCCGUUCUCCCUGUCUUCACCUUAAACACAGAUUGCAGGGAUCUGAUAACCAUCCUUCUCCUCGCAGCCAGGUGCCUAUACCCCACGCAGGCCUCUCCUUUGCUGCACUGAAUAGCCAGAGGAGCCCACAAUGCGCCCAGAACAGACUCUUUCUUCAUCCUCCCCAGUGAAGAGACCGCAAUCCCCAGCAUGCACUGCUCGCUGUCUCACACCAGUGGCUACGAGAAUGGCAGCGCAUAGCAUGCUGGGAAUUGUAGUAUUCUCGGUAUCGCUUUUAGAACAGAACUCGUCUCUCUCAGCCAAUCGGGGCUCCCCUGGCAGGGGGCGGGUUGAACUCGAAGGCGCGUAUUGCCUGAUAGUAUUGUCAGUCCCGCUUGUCUCUCGGCCCUAGCAACUGAAGCAUCCUAACGACGCCUGCAGCGUGGAGCACAGACCCCAGAGCGGACCCCUGAUCCUGCAGGCAGACAGAAAUCUGAAAAAUGUUAGAAAAUGCAAAAUCCAGCAAGACCUCUGCACUAAGUGCCAAAGGCUCAGUAAAGAAACUUAAAGGAGAAACCAAAGCUAAAGGAUCAGCCAAAGGCAAGCGAAAACAGCUUGGUAAAAAAGAUGAGGAAGAGGACAUAUCUAUGGCUAGCAUAGGCCACCCAGAGAUCUUUCCAUUAGUUUUCACUGAAAAGACACAGGAAAUUUUAAAUUGUCGAAUUAAUGAAGAUAUCACAGAAGAAAAACCUUACAAACUUCUGAAAAAAGAGGACAUAAUUCAGGAUAUGAAGACAAGAGCUGCAGUCUCCGAUUUCCACCCAGUCAAAAAAAUAGUCCUAGAAUAUCCAGGGGAAGAACUUCUGAUAGUUUUAGAUACAGAGUUCAAAUAUGGACAGAACUUUUAUCUUGUUGCAACUGAAGAGGCCAAGGAAAGCUUUUUAAAUCCUCCAGAGGCAGUUGAAGAAGAGGGAGAGACUAAAGAAGGAACGACAGAGGAAUACGUUUAUAAGCCUCCUGUCCGCAAACCUUGGGUCUCCCUUGGCAGUGAAAAGGAAAUUGAAGAAGAAUCAGUUAAUGAAUCUGUUAGAAAGAUUAAAUAUAUGAUUUCUCGAGUGCGAAGAGAGUUUGGUUCAAAGGUCAAAUUUACUGAUAGAAAUGCUUCAAGGGUGAAAGAUGGCUACAUUGAAUGUACAUCCUAUCAGGAUAAAAAUUUCAGCAUUAUGAAACUUGAAAAAGAUGUUGGUGCACAAGUCGUUCCAAAAGUAAGGGAAAUGAGUACGCAAACAAAGUGGACCUAUCCAAGAAAUGCAGCCACACAAUACUUCCCUAGAGAGUUCUCAGAUGAAGAAAAAGAGCUGUGUUUGUCAUCUGAGGAUCUGAAAGAAUUUAUUAUCUCAGUGUUUUUAAGAGUGGAAAUAGCAUUGCAGCAAAAUGAAAUUAUGAAUGCCUUUUUUGAUGACUGGAAAGCAUUAGCAGAAGAUGAAAGUGCCUUUGGUGGCAAGUCAGAUGCUUACCUUAAGGAAUACCAAUCGUUUACAGACCUGCACUAUCUGAAGCAUAGAACAGUUAGCUGUGUUUGCUGGCACCCAACCAUUUAUGGGAUUAUAGCAGUGUCAGUAACAGAGCGGCUUUCUUAUGAAGAACGCAUUACCCAAUCUGGUAAACUGUUGUUGCAGAAGUCACCAAUUCUUUUUUGGAGUUUCUCUGACCCUAUUCACCCUCAGUUAAUGCUGGAGUGCCCUGAAGAGGUCUACUGCUUUGAAUUCUGUCCAUCUGAUCCCAAUAUCAUUGCUGGAGGCUGCAGGAAUGGACAGGUUGUACUGUGGGACAUUUCUGAGUAUGAAGAAAAGCUGCAGAAUGCUAAAACUGGUGCUGGUGGAAGCAAGAACACCGCUGUUAAUAUGCCAACGUUUAUACAAGCACAACAAAGUGGUAAGGAACCACAUUUUGUGAGAUAUUGUGCAGUCUCUUCUAUAGAAUAUGGCCAUAAAACAGUAAUAACAGAUAUACACUGGCUGCCAGACUAUUUUGAGGUUAACAGAAUGGGCAUUGCUUUUGAAAACAGAACUGGAGUUUGUGUGCAGCUUGUAACCUGCUCUCCUGAUUGCUCCAUAUUAUUUUGGGAUCUUCGAGCCCCCAAAACUACUAUCCAGAAUUCAACUGAGAAGGCAAAAGAUGAGAAGGCUAUCGAGGCUCCCCCUGAUGUGCCGACUACUUUUAAACAUCUGGAUCUCUCCUGGAGACCUCUCAUUAAGGCAAACCUAUCCAAGAGCGACACAAGUGGAGACUAUAGUCCUACUAAAAUUAGCCUAGUGGAAGAGCAUUUCCAUUACAAAAUGCAAGAUAAGAUGCAAUACCAAAUCAAACCAGAAAUGUAUGGAGACGAAAAUCCUUAUAAGCAGUUAAGGGUCCCUUCAGCCAAACCUCUUAAGAUACUGGAGAAUAUCGCCACCAACUUUUUUGUUGGAACUGAAGAUGGUGAAGUUAUUUAUUCCGACUGGAAGAUGGAAAGAGAGAGUGACUCAGGAAGGCUGAUUAGUCAGAAACCAGCUAACAAAUACACCAUCCAUGAUGGAAUUGUCCAUACUAUACAAAGAUCUCCAUUUUUCAAAGACAUCAUUCUUAGUGUUGGAGGCUGGAAUUUUGCCAUAUGGAAAGAAGGUGUUACAAGCGGCCCAAUCCUUCAAUCAUGCUGCUCAUCAAAAAGAUAUACUGUAGGACAUUGGUCCUUAUCAAGAGCAGGAGUUUUCUUCAUUGGUAGAGAAGAUGGAAAUAUUGAUAUUUGGGACCUACUGGAGAAAACACAUGAGCCAUCCCAGACCCAGAACAUCUCUAUAUCAAUGAUCACCUGCAUCAAACCCUGGAUUAAAGGCUAA